GAUGAAUUGUAUCUCUGGUGGAGUAUUUUUGGGAACCUGUUUUAUUGCCUUAUUACCAAACAAUCAAGCAUUUACUAGGAAAGCUUUGGAGGCAAAAAAUAUCAAAAUUCACUAUCCACUUUGCGAAUUAAUUCUUAUGCUGGGAUUUUUUAUGGUUUUCAUUUUGGAACAGUUUAUGCACGCUUUCAAAACUGAAGAAACACCUACCACAUCAAAUGAAGAGACAGUAGAGGAGAACAACAGCGAUGGUAGCGAUGUUCAACUAAUGCCAUACAAUCAAAUUGGUCAACAACACUCUCAUUCUCAUUCGCACAUGUCGGGUUUAUCUAGUGCCACAAAUCUUAAAGGAAUUAUUUUGUAUCUAGCCCUUAGUGUCCACUCAGUUUUCGAGGGGAUAGCUCUCGGCCUACAAAACGAAACCGACAAACUAGUGGAUUUAUUUAUAGCUAUUAUCCUGCACGAAUGCCUCGUUGCAUUUGCCCUCGGUACGAAUCUUAUGAAAAAGAAAUCUCCAAGAUUUGUUGUUAAAGCAGCAAUACUCUUUAGUUUAAUGAUACCCGUUGGUCAAGGAAUAGGAAUGAUGAUUGGAAACUUUAAGUCACCAAAUGCAGAUUUAGCGUCUGCAAUUUUACAGACAAUUGCAACGGGAACGUUUAUUUAUGUCGUUUUCUUUGAUAUUUUACCUGAAGAAUUUUUUGAAAAUCCGCAAGAUACUCUUCAAAAGUGUUCAUGCGUAUUCCUAGGAUUCGGUAUAAUUGCAGCUCUCCAAAGUAUAUUUGUGCACGAUCACCUAGGAUAA
Messenger RNA from Dimorphilus gyrociliatus, 799 nucleotides. NCBI's taxonomy places the organism in Eukaryota, Metazoa, Annelida, Polychaeta, Dinophilidae. The record is from the annotation of a GenBank genome assembly.